UCAUCGACUGAGUGAAUAUGUAGAAUUAAUUAAUUAUUCUCCACUAUAUAUUUUGAUUGAUACAUGAUGUAUAUUUAGUAUAUGAACCUUAGAAACCAAAUCCAAAAACAACAACCUAGUGGUAACACUAGCUAUUAGCAAUGUUGAAAAGCCAAACAGAAUGGCCAGAGCCAAUAAUAAGAGUUCAAUCUUUAUCCGAAGGAUGCAUAGAUUCAAUCCCUGAUAGGUAUAUCAAGCCUCCAACUGAUAGGCCAUUUGUAAACUCUUCUUCUUCUUAUGAUGAUGAUGAUAAUAUCAAUAUCCCUAUCAUCGAUCUUCAAGGUUUAUACGGUGACGAUUUCGAUGUUCAAGCUUCGAUAAUGAAGCAAAUCUCCGACGCUUGUCGGGAUUGGGGUUUCUUCCAAAUCAUAAACCAUGGAGUGAGUCCUGAUUUGAUGGACAAAGCUAGAGAAACAUGGCGUGAAUUCUUUCACAUGCCUAUGGAGGUUAAGCAACAAUAUGCAAACUCUCCAACAACUUAUGAAGGGUAUGGAAGUAGACUUGGUGUUGAGAAAGGUGCUAUUCUUGAUUGGAGUGAUUACUACUUUAUGCACUAUCUUCCUUUUGCAAUUAAGGAUUACAAUAAAUGGCCUGCCUCUCCUCCCUCUUGCAGGGACGUGUUUGAUGAAUACGGUAAAGAAUUAGUGAAGUUAAGUGGGAGAUUAAUGAAGAUUUUAUCGAAAAAUCUUGGAUUAGAAGAAAAAGUAUUAGAGAAUGCAUUUGGGGGAGAAGAGAUAGGAGCAUGCAUGAGAGUGAAUUUUUAUCCAAAAUGUCCAAGGCCAGAAUUGACAUUAGGAUUAUCAUCACACUCAGACCCAGGAGGGAUGACUAUGUUGCUACCUGAUGAUCAAGUGGCAGGGCUUCAAGUUAGAAAAUUUGAUAAUUGGAUUACGGUCAAUCCUGCUAAACAUGCCUUCAUCGUCAACAUUGGUGACCAAAUACAGGUUCUAAGCAAUGCAAUGUACAAGAGUGUGGAGCACAGAGUGAUUGUAAAUCCAGACAAAGAAAGAGUUUCUCUUGCUUUCUUCUAUAACCCCAAAAGUGACAUACCCAUUGAGCCAUUAAAACAGCUUAUAACUCCUGAAACACCUGCACUCUAUCCCCCAAUGACCUUUGAUGAAUACAGACUCUUCAUUAGAACGAAUGGACCUCGUGGCAAAUCUCAAGUUGAAUCCAUGAAAUCUCCUAGAUAAUAUAAUAAUCAUCAUGCUCAAACACAUUUCUAUAUAUAUUAUAUUCAUAAAAUUGCACAUUAAUUAAUAAACUAUAUAGUAAAAAAAAAAGAUAUACAUGUUUUCAUCUUAGGCUUGAAAUAAUGGCCACUAAAGUUUGAAUGAUUUCCACCAAAGAUUGUUUUUUUCCUUGCUAGGUGACUAUUAUAAUUUGUCUCUGUCUCCAACUUCCCAACAGAUGAUUGUGGUAAUGAUGAAAUAUACAAUAUUUUUUAUUGUGUGGUACUAUGAAAAUAAUUAUUGAAUUCCACUAUUUUCGUUUGCCACUUGUUUCUUGUUCUAAAGAAUUCAAGUUUCAUUUGUAUUUAUUGUAAGAUCGCAUUAUUGUAUGUAUAUAUGCACGUGAUCGUGCUCUUGUUUUCUUUUAAAAA
This is a messenger RNA of Vicia villosa (hairy vetch), 1642 nucleotides long. Its product is annotated as jasmonate-induced oxygenase 2-like. NCBI's taxonomy places the organism in Eukaryota, Viridiplantae, Streptophyta, Magnoliopsida, Fabales, Fabaceae. The record is from RefSeq and is a predicted model, not a curated record. The coding region runs from base 141 to 1232 and encodes 363 amino acids. The transcript has 3 exons.